Messenger RNA from Drosophila montana, 996 nucleotides. RefSeq lists its product as uncharacterized. NCBI's taxonomy places the organism in Eukaryota, Metazoa, Arthropoda, Insecta, Diptera, Drosophilidae. Bases 150 to 917 code for a protein of 255 amino acids. The transcript has a single exon. Gene Ontology annotation, molecular function: oxidoreductase activity. The record is from RefSeq and is a predicted model, not a curated record.
AUCUUAUUUAGUAUUUUCGUAUAUAGACAUGGGUCAAAAUUUCCCAUACACAUAACACACAUAACUCAUCAAGCAAUAAGACAACACAAAAUAAAAGCUGCGGCAGAAGCGCAUUUUAAAGCCAAGCUAAUUUUGUGCAUAAUCUAAACAUGAAUUUCGCCGGCAAAGUUGUGCUAAUAACAGGCGCCAGUUCCGGGAUAGGCGCCGCCACAGCCGUUAAAUUCGCCAAAUGCGGCGCUUGCCUGGCGCUGAACGGACGCAAUGUGGAGAAUCUGAAGCAGGUGGCCGAGCAGUGCAAAGCAGCUGGUGCCGCACCAGCUGUGGUUGUGGGCGACAUCAGCAAGGAGGCGGAGACGGCGCGUGUGUGGAGCGAGACAAUGGAGCAAUACGGCAAACUGGAUGUGCUGGUGAACAAUGCGGGCAUCAUGGAGACGGGCGGCAUUGAGAACACCUGCCUGGAGCAGUACGAUCGCGUGCUGAACACCAAUCUGCGUGCCAUCUAUCAGCUGACCAUGCUGGCCACUCCGGAGCUGGUCAAGACCAAGGGCAACAUUGUCAAUGUGUCCAGCGUGAACGGCAUACGCUCCUUUCCCGGCCUGCUGGCCUACAACAUCUCGAAAGCGGGCGUCGAUCAGUUCACGCGCAGCGUCGCCCUCGACCUGGGCCCGAAGGGUGUGCGUGCCAAUUGUGUUAAUCCCGGCGUCAUAGUCACGAAUCUGCACAAGCGCGGCGGCAUGGACGAGGCUGAAUAUCAGAAGUUCCUGGAGCGCUCGAAGACCACGCACGCCCUGGGUCGAUCCGGCACCUCGGAGGAGGUGGCCAAUGCCAUUGCGUUUCUGGCCAGCGAUUUGGCCAGCUUCACCACGGGCCUCAGCCUCUCCGUGGACGGCGGCCGCCAUGCCAUGUGCCCGCGUUAACCACAACCCAAGCCUGACCAAAGAUAAUUAAAUGCAUUUAUUUUGUGCCCUUUGAAAUAAAGAUGUCUUUUAGAGGAAA